Messenger RNA from Scaptodrosophila lebanonensis, 1494 nucleotides. RefSeq names its product integral membrane protein 2B. NCBI's taxonomy places the organism in Eukaryota, Metazoa, Arthropoda, Insecta, Diptera, Drosophilidae. Gene Ontology annotation, biological process: negative regulation of amyloid precursor protein biosynthetic process. The coding region runs from base 143 to 1090 and encodes 315 amino acids. The record is from RefSeq and is a predicted model, not a curated record. Gene Ontology annotation, molecular function: amyloid-beta binding. The transcript is spliced from 3 exons. Gene Ontology annotation, cellular component: Golgi apparatus; extracellular exosome; plasma membrane.
AAAUAUAUCAUCGAAUUCGGGCGUUUCGGGCAAAUAAUCAAAUAUUGUGGCUAUUAAAAUUAUUCAAACAUCGAAAAAAUUUCAAACAAAAUUUACCGUCGAACAGUAAACAAGCAAAAAGUAAAACGCAAUCCACACAACAAUGACGAUCUUAGGCAAACUGACAGGUGAAAAAAAGGACCUAGACAAGCUGCCUUUGCACCUGAACGAUGAAGCCAUGAUGCAUCAUGGCUCGCUAAUCAGUCCAAAGAUUGCUUACAGCGAUGCCGAUACAGAGUCUAUGGUCUUCAACCGUCCGCAAUACCAUUGCGUGAAGUCGUUUUUGCUGUUCCUCAUUGCCAUCAUUGUGAUGAUGAUGGGCGUUUUGGGUGGCUGGACGCUGUACAGGAUGUACACGCCGGCCCAUUCCGGCAUGCAUUAUCAUGCAUUAUGCGACAUUCCCUAUGCCGAGGACUCGACCGAAAUGCCGCGUUUCUAUGCCCGCAACGAUGAUGCCUUCUCUCUAAACUGGCGCUCACUUCUGCCCCAGUUGACGGGCAGCAGUAACUCCGGAAACAUGCCAUUCGAAUCCAUAGUCGAUGAUAAUUACUUCCGCGAAGAAAUCGAGCUGGAUAGCAGCGAUGAUGAUAGCUAUGCCAAAAUCGAUGUGCCCGACUUCAAGGACGGACGACGUGGUCGCUUUAUGCACGACUUCAAGGAGAAUCAGUCGGCCAUUAUUGAUACCACGAACAAUCGUUGCUUUAUCAUGCCUCUGGAUCGGGAUACGACUUUGCCGCCCAGCAGCAUUGUGGAUUUGGUGCAGAAAAUGGGCUCAGGCUAUUACAACAUCGAUACGGAACGCGUGCGUCGCAAUAUGCGUGUUAUUACGCCAAGGAUCACCGAUCUGUCCCUCAUCUCGGAGCGCAUUGCCAACGAAUGCUACGACAUGAAAGUCUACAUGAUGGAGCGCUUCGUUUCGGGAGUUGCCAAGCGCUCAGCUGAGCCACUGCCCGACUCUGGAAAGUUCGCCGAGUUCAUGGGCAAGGGUGUCAUCGAGUAUGAUAUUGCCAAUAUCGCUGAGGUGGCGGCCUACGAGGCCCAGGCAGCCUAAGUUAUUCCGUUAGUGCUUGCCGCAAAAAUGUUUUAAACGUAUUUAUUAUAUAAACAGCGAAAUACAAAUGAAGGAACUUGUAUUUGAUAUAUCUAAAUGAAAAUCAUUAUCUGUAAGCUGCACUCCUCCUCAUUUUGUAGUCUGUAGCCAGCCAGAGCAGCAAUAAUUGCUAUAAAUCGAGUUCAUGUAGCAUAUCCUAAGCUGACAACGUAAUUUGUUUACUUAUCAAAUAUUCUGUACAUCAAUUUUUUGUGUAAAUCAUUGGCCAAACCGAAAACAAAACAUUAAAACAUAAAUCCUAGUAAGAGAUGAAAAUAUUGUACCUAGAAAGCAAAUCAAUGCGAUGAAGAAAUUGUGACAAAUACAUACGUGCGUAGAAUGUGCAAAAGGAGAAAUGUUUUAAA